Molecule: messenger RNA, 3968 nt
Organism: Tachysurus fulvidraco (yellow catfish)
Lineage: Eukaryota; Metazoa; Chordata; Actinopteri; Siluriformes; Bagridae
Product: carboxypeptidase Z-like
Exons: 11
Coding region: 136-2142 (668 amino acids)
Biological process (GO): proteolysis
Molecular function (GO): protein binding; metallocarboxypeptidase activity; zinc ion binding
Source: RefSeq, a predicted model, not a curated record
UUUUCCUCUUCAUUUACUCUCCUUGUGUAAUCUGAGAGUGCUGUACAGUGCUGUGCUGAGUGGAGACAUCCACAGCCCUGAGUUUGGUAACAGUGCGCACUUGGGAUCGACACACUUUUACACUUUACUAACUUGAUGGCUAUAAAACUAUACAAAAUGAGAGGUUUUUGGACGUUUCUUUUUGCCAGCGUUUUGGGAAGAGCUACGUGGGGUUUCCCACGGACAUGUAAACCUGGCAGCUAUUCUCAAGGAAGGUGCAGAACUCAUCAAGAUGACCAACCCAAAUGUACAGAAAUCAUGUUGACAUACUGUAAAGAUAUGCCCUACUCCACCACCAUGUACCCUAACCUUCUGGAUCAAAAAAGUCGCAUUGAGGCUGAGCAGAGUGUGGAGUAUCUGCUUCUGAAUGUUGUUCAUUCAGUGCUAAACGGGGAGUGCAAUCCAGAUAUACGCAUGCUGGGCUGCUCCAUCAUAGCACCUCGCUGUGAGAACCGUAAGAUCCUGAAGCCCUGUCGUAGUACCUGCGAAUCUGUGCACAAAGCCUGUGACCACAUGUUUGAGCGCAUUGGAAUGGCCUGGCCCUACUAUCUAGACUGUGACCGCUUUUUUGUUAGUGAAGAGGAGGGCUGCUAUGACCCACUGGAAGGACUGAGAGAGAACGCGGAGCCUGAACUGGAUAGCAUUCCAAUAGAGGCCUCAUCAGUAAUCCCAUUCACGUAUCACUCCAACAAAGAGAUGUUCGCCAUCCUCAAUAAGACAGCAGAAGAAUGCUCUCACAUUUCAAGGACAUACAGCAUUGGACAGAGUGUUGAAAAGAAAGACCUGCUGGUAAUUGAGUUUUCAAGCAACCCUGGAGAGCAUGAACUAUUGGAGCCAGAGGUCAAGUACAUUGGUAACAUGCAUGGAAAUGAGGUGAUCGGCCGAGAGCUGCUGAUUUACUUGGCUCAGUACCUGUGCUCUGAAUAUCUGUUGGGAAAUACAAGGAUCCAGACUCUCAUCAACACCACACGCAUCCACAUUUUGCCCUCCAUGAAUCCUGAUGGCUACGAGUUAGCUCUUUCUGAAGAGCACAGAGGUCCAGACUCAGAGUAUGAUGAGGAUGCUGUAUACACUAGCCAUGUGGCUGGCCGUUACAAUGCCCAAAAUAUAGACCUCAAUAGAAAUUUCCCAGACUUGACUUCUUCUGUCUACAACCAGCGUAGACUUAAGUACUUUCGCAAUGACCAUAUUCCCAUCCCAGACUCAUACUGGCUUGGUAAGGUUGCUCCAGAGACAUAUGCUGUUAUGAAAUGGAUACGGUCCAUUCCAUUUGUUCUGUCUGCUAGCUUUCAUGGAGGAGACCUGGUGGUGUCUUACCCUUAUGACCUCUCAAAGGAUCCUUUCCAAAAGAACAUGUUCUCCCCUACUCCAGAUGAGCAGGUUUUCAGGCAGUUGGCCAAGAUUUACGCAGAUGCCCAUGCUACAAUGUCUAGCCCAGACACAGAACGGUGUGGUGGCAACUUUGCUGAUAAAGAGGGAACUGUGAAUGGGGCUCAGUGGUACAGCAUACAAGGAGGGAUGGGAGACUUUAAUUACCUCCACACAAACUGCUUUGAGAUAACAGUAGAACUGGGCUGUGACAAAUUUCCAGCAGAGGAAGAAGUAUAUACAAGCUGGAAAGAAAAUAAAGAGGCUCUCUUGACUUUCUUGGAGUCGGUGCAGAUGGGAAUUAAAGGUAUUGUCAAAGAUGAAGAUGGUAAUGGAAUUAAAGGAGCCAUUGUGUCAGUUAAAGGGAUCAGGCAUUCCAUCACCACAGCUGAAAACGGUGAUUAUUGGAGACUGCUGACACCAGGCAUCCACAUUGUCAGUGCCUUUGCACCAGGUUAUAGCAGAGCCGUAAAGAGGGUGCACCUUCCUGCUCACAUGCAGACUGCUGGUCGUGUGGACUUUGUGCUUAAGAAAGUACCAGUGGAUCCGGAAAUUAAUGAAUUAAACAUCCUGCAUAUGGACAACUAUGAGCGAUUUGACCCUUAUAAGACCCUGGCACGAUAUUACACUAGGGAAUCUAAGCCGAGGCAGGAGGAGAGACAACAGAAACCGUGGUGGUGGUCCUAUUUUACACAGCUGAAUAACCAAAACCCGUCCUGGCUCCUGAGAAAUUAGCUCCAUCUAGUGAUCUGGCAGUACUUUCACAUCUUGCACAGCCUGGGUCAGUUUUAUGGGCAUUAUUGAUUAUUGUAGACAUAUAAAAACGUAAAAAACCUCUACUGAGAUAUCACAGCAUGGUCUACAAGCUUAUAUCAAACAAAUAUCCAUUAUCUAUAUCUGUAUUAAGAACAAAACCUUGAAUAUACUUACUAGUAUUACUGUUGCACUAUUUUAAUAUCUUAUAUAAAAUAACCUUUAGAACAAUGUGUCAAAAAGUAAUGAGAUAUUAAACUUAAAUGGAAGUAUUGGUAAUGUGUCAAAAUUGGGUUCAAGUGAGUUUUGUAGUUGCUACUUAACAGUAUUAAAAUGUAAAAUAUUGCUCAUCUGAUCUGCUAGAAGAAAACAGGCCACAUUAGUUAAUCCUGGGCAGUUAAUGUUAACCAAAAGGUAGUGCCAGAGGCGAUCAUCCUCCAAUUCCAAACUACUGUUCAGUAGCCUAACCAGCUUCAGAUACAGUUGAGCUAUAGCUGUUAGUACAUUGUGUAACAUGAAAAGGUUGAAGAUUUUUUUAUCAUAUACAUAUUUUUUCCACAUCAAUGAUCAUGAUCAGAUGCUAAAUUGUGAACCCGUUCCAUUGAUAAAUAGUGUACAGGCAUCGAUUGGAUGAGAAAAGAAGAAAUAUGAGCACUUUAAGUAUAUUUGGAAAUGUAAUUAAAAAGUGUGCAAGUAUAACAUUCCACUAAACUGGAGUAAAGUAUAAAUAUAUCAUAGAAAAAUGAUACAUCAAACAAUUUACAGUGUCAAGACAUGUUGGUUAGAGAUAGAAUAAAGUUUGAGUUAUUAAAUUGCAGUGUGUAUCUGUUUGUGCUAUUGGGAGAGACGUUAUUGUGUCCACUAAAGGGUUGAGAAGUCAAGUUAAGUCAAGAAACUUUAAGUGUCAUUUUGAGCAUAUACAGUACCGCUCCAGUGCAAGACUAGAAGAUAAAUAAUGGAAUUAAUUUCAAUUAAUAUAGACUGAUAAAACAAUGCAACAUGCUGCAGGGAUUAGACAAGGAUAGUUUGACUGCCUUAUAGAUUCUAUUGUGAAAGAUCUUUUUACAGCAUGUAAAAUAAUUAAGGAUGUUAAUGUUGUUUUAAAAACGUUAUAGGCUCCUGCUGUCGGUGAUCUUAAGAGACUGGGAGAAACAAAAGGUAAUGGAAAGAAUGAUGGUUCAUUGAACAAUGAUUCCUCAUGAUGGUACAGAUGAAGUCAGGAGGAAAGGAAAAGCAAAUCAGAAUGUUACAGUGAGUCACAGGUGUGGAAAUUUUCCUUUAAUAGCAAUUUAAACCUCUGUGUGUCAACGGGUGUGUUUAUAAUGUGGCCAUUAGGGUUUAAAAAGUUAUCAUUAGGGUUUAAAAGGAGUCAAACAACUAUGUGUUAAGUGAUGACUUCUUGCGAGCACUAUCCUAAAAUAAGAAAAAAAAUACUUUGCAUUACCAGUCGUAUUUUCCAAUGGCAAUGUUUAGCUAUUUCUUUCCAGGUAUGCAAACUUUUGAGCACAACUGUAUAUGCCUAUAUAAAUUGUGCAUUUUAGCUGUCUAUCACUUCUGUUAAAUAAAUAUUAAAUGCAUGUAUUCCUGCAUGAUGAAUUGUGUAAUAUAAUUAAUCCAACAGGGGGCAGUGGUGUUCCAUUAAGAUAAUGAUUUCAUAAACUUUUAGCAUAAAUGUACUUAAUCUAAUGGUUGAGUGUAAUAUAUUUUAUUAUACUGUAGACAUAUUCAGCACUUUCUAAUCAAUUUACAGUACUAUUUGUUAAUAGAUUUGUUUUAGCAUGUUAUAUAAUACAUGUUUAUUUGCUAGA